AUGUUGUCAUGUGUUCCGACAAAAGACGUUGUGGCCACAAGUCUUUUGUCCAAAAGAUGGAGGUCUUUGCUAUCAAAUAAGGCACCCGUUCUAGAUUAUUUGCAUCUGUAUCUCGGCGGCGAGUGCCCCAUUGUUGAUAUUGGACUAUGGAUUGAAAUUGCGGUUACUCGCCAUGUCCGUGAGCUGGAAAUCUCUAUCCCUACUUCCAAGGAAGGAAGGUCUGUUGGUUUGCCGAGUAGCGUAUAUACCUCCGAAACGCUUGAGAGCUUAACACUCAGCAAUUGCGUUCUUUUGGAUGUUCCUGUUAAUGUUUGUCUCCCGUCUCUCAAAAGUCUGAGCCUUGAGCUUGUGGAUUACAUAGACAACGCAUCUCUACCACAUCUUCUAUCGGGUUGUCCAAAUCUUGAAGUUUUGUUUCUGCAACGAUAUGAUGGAGAGGCAACUACGAGCUCCACUGUUGUGGUGCCUUCCUUACAAAGAUUAACUAUUUGGGACACAAGUUCUGCGACAUGUGGUCGGUUUGUGAUAGAUGUCCCCUUCUUUGAAGUACCUUAA
This is a messenger RNA of Microthlaspi erraticum, 555 nucleotides long. The record is from the annotation of a GenBank genome assembly. NCBI's taxonomy places the organism in Eukaryota, Viridiplantae, Streptophyta, Magnoliopsida, Brassicales, Brassicaceae.